CGCCUCACCGAUAUCAUCAACACGGAGCAUGAAAAUGUCAAGUACCUGCCCGGGCACAAGCUGCCCCCCAAUGUGGUAGCAGAGCCAGACCUGCUGAAAGCCUGUGCUGGGGCUGACAUCCUCCUCUUUGUGGUGCCCCAUCAAUUUAUCGGCAAAGUCUGUGACCAGCUCAAGGGCCAUUUGAAGAAAGAUGCUGUUGGGGUGUCACUCAUCAAGGGGGUGGAUGAAGGACCAGAUGGGCUGAGGCUGAUCUCAGACAUAAUCCAGGAGAAACUGGGAAUAGAAAUGAGUGUCCUCAUGGGGGCCAAUAUUGCUAGUGAAGUGGCAGAAGAGAAGUUCUGUGAAACAACCAUCGGCUGCAAGAACAAGCAGCACUGGCAGACACUGAAGGAGCUGAUGCAGACACCAAAUUUCCGGGUGACGGUGGUGCAGGAAGCUGACACUGUAGAGAUCUGCGGGGCUCUCAAGAACGUUGUGGCGGUAGGAGCUGGUUUCUGCGAUGGGCUCGGCUAUGGAGACAACACGAAGGCUGCUGUGAUCCGUCUAGGACUGAUGGAGAUGAUUGGCUUUGCCAAACUCUUCUGUAAGGGCUCCGUCACCUCCUCCACCUUCCUGGAGAGCUGUGGCGUUGCUGACCUCAUCACUACCUGCUACGGUGGCCGUAACCGCAAAGUGGCUGAGGCUUUUGCCAAGACUGGGAAGUCUAUUGAGCAGCUGGAGAAGGAGAUGUUGAAUGGGCAGAAGCUGCAAGGUCCCCAGACAUCUGCUGAGCUGCAUCGCAUCCUUAAAAGCAAGAACCUUGUGGAGAAGUUCCCCCUCUUCACAGCUGUGUAUCGGAUCUGCUACGAGGGCAAACCUGUUACUGAUGUCAUCAAGUGUCUCCAGAACCACCCUGAGCACAUGUAAAGGGGCUCUGCCUGCAAAACCAGUGAUCCCGCUGAGAUGAGCGGAGAGCUCCUGCCCACACCAACUUGCUCUGCAGCUACAACUUUGUAAGGAGUCUGGAUUUCCUGGGAGCCUUUGCAGGGUGCUGGAAGGGCAGAGGUUCCCUUUCUCAACCCUGGACACUGCCAGCCUGAGCCUGGCACCUGCACAGAGGUACCUGCUGAUCUCCCUCUCUCUCUGAAGGGCUCAUUUAGCUUCUUCUGCUGCCUAGGGUCUGCCUUGAGCGGGGCUGAGCAUCUUCCUCCUUUCACUUUCUCUUGACAUGAUGGAUCCAUAUCUUGGUUGGACUCUACCAGGUGGUCUUGAUCGAUACGGGCUGUGCAGGAGGCACCACUUGGGAGGACAAGCUUUGCUAUUAGCCCCAUGGGGCCACUUUGUGUGAUACCAGCCCUUUCCUGCUUGUUGCUGCUGUUGCUUUUGGCUUAACUGUCUCAUGGAGAGGGCACACUUCCCUGCCAGGCUCUAAUAAGGUGAAUGAAGCUCCUAAGGACUUUCAAAGGGGCUGGGAAUCACUCUCCUUUCUAUGAAGUGCCAGCACAGAAA
Messenger RNA from Antrostomus carolinensis (chuck-will's-widow), 1488 nucleotides. Its product is annotated as glycerol-3-phosphate dehydrogenase [NAD(+)], cytoplasmic. Gene Ontology annotation, biological process: glycerol-3-phosphate catabolic process; carbohydrate metabolic process. NCBI's taxonomy places the organism in Eukaryota, Metazoa, Chordata, Aves, Caprimulgiformes, Caprimulgidae. The transcript is spliced from 7 exons. The record is from RefSeq and is a predicted model, not a curated record. The annotation marks the transcript as partial. Gene Ontology annotation, cellular component: cytosol. Gene Ontology annotation, molecular function: NAD binding; glycerol-3-phosphate dehydrogenase [NAD(P)+] activity; protein homodimerization activity.